Molecule: messenger RNA, 4970 nt
Organism: Schistocerca nitens (vagrant locust)
Lineage: Eukaryota; Metazoa; Arthropoda; Insecta; Orthoptera; Acrididae
Gene: wrd
Product: serine/threonine-protein phosphatase 2A 56 kDa regulatory subunit gamma isoform
Exons: 12
Coding region: 243-2009 (588 amino acids)
Biological process (GO): protein dephosphorylation; signal transduction
Cellular component (GO): nucleus; cytosol; protein phosphatase type 2A complex
Molecular function (GO): protein phosphatase activator activity
Source: RefSeq, a predicted model, not a curated record
GCAGUAAGGUGUCGGCCGCGGUCGCGAGUGCGAGCGGUGUGGAACGUGAGGUUCAGUUCAGUGCCGAGACUACGUCGUUCCGCCUGUCUGUGCGUCACGGCUGCGAGGCGGCGGCUCUGGCGUCGGCACGGGCACAGGCUGCCCGCGACAUGCGGCGGUAGCAGCAGCAGCAGCAGGGCGGAGGCCGGGAAGACGGCGGGGCCAUCGAUCCGCGGCCACGACCACGGCGACUGGAUGGUGCGAUGGUGCACAGUGAGGGCGGCCCCGGCACCAGGGCCAUGUUCUACCGCGACAACUCGACGUCGGCGCUCGGCCUGCCCAAGAGCCCCAGCUUCCACAGCGGCCUAGAUCUGGUGGCGGCGGCCGACCCGGGGGUGGCCGGUGGGGGGGACGGCGGUGGCGUCGUCGGGCUGCCCGGCGGGGGCGCCAUGGCCAAGGCCGGCGAGGCGCGCUCCGCCGCCGACGUGCUGGGCUACGGGCAGGCGAUGCCCAGGCAGCUGCCCCCGCUGCUAGAUGCACCUGCCAAUGAGAGGGAACAGCUGUUCAUACAAAAAAUCAGACAGUGCUGCGUGUUGUUUGAUUUUGUGUCGGACCCACUGUCUGACUUGAAAUGGAAAGAAGUGAAAAGGGCAGCACUCCACGAAAUGGUGGAGUACGUGAGCUCGCAGAGGGGUGUCAUCACGGAUGCCAUCUACCCGGAAGCUGUCAACAUGUUUGCAGUGAAUCUUUUUCGGACGCUGCCACCUUCGAGUAAUCCCAACGGGGCGGAGUUUGAUCCUGAAGAGGACGAACCCACCCUGGAGGCAGCGUGGCCCCACCUGCAGCUCGUCUACGAGUUCUUCCUACGGUUCUUGGAGUCUCCAGACUUCCAGCCAAAUGUCGCAAAGAGAUACAUCGACCAGAAAUUUGUUUUACAGUUGUUGGAAUUAUUUGAUUCCGAAGAUCCUAGAGAGAGAGACUUUCUGAAGACAACUUUGCAUAGAAUUUAUGGAAAAUUUCUUGGACUUCGCUCAUAUAUAAGGAAGCAAAUAAACAACAUAUUUUACAGGUUUAUUUAUGAAACUGAGCAUCAUAAUGGCAUUGCAGAGUUGCUUGAAAUAUUGGGGAGCAUUAUCAACGGUUUUGCACUGCCUCUGAAGGAGGAGCACAAAAUCUUCCUGUUGAAGGUCCUGCUGCCUUUACACAAGGUGAAGUCGUUGUCUGUGUACCACCCACAGCUGGCCUACUGCGUGGUGCAGUUCCUGGAGAAGGACGCGUCCCUCACGGAGCCAGUCAUAAGGUCGCUCCUCAAGUUCUGGCCCAAGACACAUUCACCAAAGGAGGUAAUGUACCUGAAUGAAUUGGAAGAAAUUCUGGAUGUUAUUGAACCAGCAGAAUUUCAGAAAGUGAUGGAUCCAUUAUUUCGUCAACUAGCUAAAUGUGUUUCCAGCCCACAUUUCCAGGUGGCAGAACGGGCCCUUUAUUACUGGAACAACGAAUACAUUAUGUCUUUGAUAAAUGACAAUGCUGCUGUUAUACUUCCAAUCAUGUUUCCUUCUCUGUAUCGCAAUUCAAAAUCUCACUGGAACAAGACAAUACAUGGAUUAAUAUAUAAUGCUCUGAAGCUGUUCAUGGAGAUCAAUCAGAAACUUUUCGAUGAGUGUACACAGCAGUUCAAACAGGAAAGACUUAAGGAUAAAGAACGCCAGAAAGACAGAGAGGAAGCUUGGAGUCGCAUAGAGGAAUUGGCUAUGAGAAAUCCCGGAUAUGCACCAUCGAGAACAAACAGCAUUGCCAGCAGUAUGGAUGAAAUGUCUUCACCUCUUGGGGAAGGUGAAAUUGAAGAUGAUUUGUCUAUGGAAAAGCUCGAACUGGAAGCGAGAGAGGUGAGGAAAACCUGCAACAAAGAGAAACCAUUACUCCGACGAAAAUCUGAACUUCCACAUGACACAUAUACUCUUAAAGCUCUUAUUGACCACAAGCGGGCUGACGAGUAUCUUCCAACGCCACCUGAUGUCAACAAGUGCUAAUGAAGGCAGUUUAGUAACCGACAUGUCUGACUCAGUGGAAGCAGCGCUUGAGGCGGAGCCAGAGGACGUUGAUACAUCCCUACACAAGUUCCGUCAAGCAGUUCAGCAAAGUGAUAAUGCAGUUGGCUGUGCAAUUGCAAAAUAUAUUAAUAGCUGUUGCAGCUGAAAUAAUCCUCACAUUUACACUUUGAGUUGUUGCAGUUCAGUAAUGUAGGAGGAGCAUGAUUAUAAAGUGCUUUCCAGGAACAUUAGAAAAAUGAGUAUUUGGAGACUAACAGGCCUGAAAAAAUGGAGAACCUAGUCCUCGAAAAACUAUAGAUUUGCAGCGUUACCUCUGUAUAUAUCCUUGCAGGCAUUUUGCAACAAUCCAGAAAAAACAUGUUUAUAGUGCCAGGAAAGCUUAUGACUGUGGGUGUGCAAAGUUGACCAUAAAAUGUAGAUAACCUAUACACAAUGUUUUUGUUAUUGUCUGAUUGUGCUGCCAGCGUAUUUUCAGUGUAAAUAAAGUGACUUAUUACUGCUGUAAGUCACUCUGUUUCGCCGAUAUUAAUUUUCAUUUUAGAGGUGAUGCUUUUCUAUAUUGAAGGCAAUAAAGUUGGGAGAUACGCUGUGUAGGAAAUUCUGGUAAUACAAUUAAUUGCUUGGAAGAAACUGAUGGGGUGUGUGUGUGUGUGUGUGCGUGCGUGCGUGCGUGCGCGCGUGUAGAGAGAGAGCUAAAUGCAGCUGAAAAUUUCAUAAAUUGUUAUAUAAGGUAACACUGCUUAUUAGUAUGGCAACAUCAUGAAGCUGUUUAGUUCAGGAAUGGCAGCAUUCCCUUGAACAUGGGAUAAUUGCAGAGCAUCUAGUGAUACAGAAUAUAGCUUAUUUCAAAAUACUUAAUGGGGUAGUCAAUAAUUGAGGAACUUCCAGAUUCAGCGUUUGGAUUUGCCAGUCUGACACAGUGAAUAAUGCAUACUGUUGGAAAAAUUGUACUUUUGUGGCCUUUCAAAGUUACACUCAGAAGUGUUUUUGUGCUGUUAUUCUCAUCACUCAGUGGCCUUUGAAGCCGUACUUGGAAGCAGUCAUGAGCUUUGCACUCUUUAAUGCCUGUAAUACAUAAGUAUUGUUACCAAUAUAGAGAAUUAUUUUUAUCUUGUGUACAAUCCUUCCACGUGAUAUGUUGCGGCAUGUAUUUAUAAUGGCAAAAUACAACUUCAUAUCAUUGUUACUCUGAUCAAGCAUGAAUGUUGAUAUGUGAUUCAAGUUGGAUUGACCAUAGUGCCAUAGUUUCAUAUAAUUUGAGAGUAACGUGUGUUUAUAUGGUGAGAUUGAUCACAAUUUCUGGGUAUUUUUAGUGAACUGAUUUUUGUGGAGCACAGAACUGUCAUUGAGCUGUAACUAUAAUUAAUUACCUGGAAAGAGAAAGUUGACAGUGUGGCACUAAUGUAUGAAGUAAUAGUUGAGAUCGGAAGUUAGCUGUGUUUUGCAACACUGGGGAGAUGUAUGAGGCUUCCACCAUAUUUGGUUGAAGCAAUUAUUAUUCGUAGGGAAGAGAUGUUUCAUGAUAAUAAACCUAAAAUUAGAACCUAGUCAUUGAUGCCAUGUAGUAACUCUUGAAUGGAACACUGGUGGGUGCUGUUGAGAACUUUCAAUGUUAUCAAGUCUGUGAUAUUUCUGACUUGAAGAGUUUCCUUUCUGUCUGCAUGUUAUCGAACAGUGUUUUCAAGGAAACUUCUGUGUGUCAAGGAUCUUUUACUGCAUGUACAUCCAAAAGCAUGGUAUUUUUUACUAAAAUAUUGAUGGAUGAUUAUAAAGGCAGGAGGACCAUCGUGUUUUUUUUUUUUUUAAAGGAAGCAGCUCUUUAUCAAUCUGUUACCUUACUCAGAACAAUGUGCUUACACAGCAUGACAGCAAGUUAUACUGUGGUUUUUGUUGGAGUUGCUUGCUGUCUCUUGUUAUUUUGGUGAUUUUGUGCAGCAAUUACUUUUCACAUUGCUUAAAAAUAGAUUUACACUGAAGCUAUCAGAAACAUCAUUUAUAAUGCAACAAACAUGAAAGACAGGGGUUUCUCUCUUCUUGCAUAUUAUUUUAAGGCAGUAAGGUAUGUUUUUACAACUACAUGGCAUGAACUUUUUCCUUUAUUUUCACUGUGACAGUAUGUGGCGAUCACAUUGUAUUUGCAGCUCAUUAAUUAUAGGGGCUGAACUGAUCAACAGAACAUAGUUACCAGAAACUGUAGCUCUGUUGUGGCAUGUGCUGAAAGUGACUGUGAUGUGUACUUGUUGUACUGUGUGUCCGUAUGUAUGUAUAAUGCUGGCUAUAAUCGUGAUUUUGUAUAAACUACUGGACCAUCAGAGUUGUGUGAUAUAAUUUCUUGUACAGGAUGUUUGGAACUCAGGAACUUACACAAUUGAAAUAUAAACAUUUGAUGCAAGAUAAUGUUUGAAGCUUCUUGAGAAAUGCUCUCCUGGUUUUGAUUCAUUUAUUGUUGAAAAACCAAACUGAUAACUUGGUUAUUAUGUGGGAAGGUCUUCCAUAUUGUACACUAAUGUGUUCCUUGAAAUGAAAAGUAUCACUUGAAGUUGAAGCCACAUUAUUGUGAGUAAAGUUCACUCCAUCUUAAAACAAAGCAGACGACAUAUCUUUUAAUACUGCCAUAUUGAUUUGUCGAGCAUUGUCUUUGUAUUGUCACCUAGGUGUUUUGUUUACUUUGAUGCUAUUUUGAAAACUAUUACCUUAGUUUCAAAAUUCUGAUGUACUUCUGUCUUUUAAUGUGAAAUUUAUUUUAAGCCAAAGAGUUGUAAUUCCAUGAAAGCAAUGGUGAUUGUUAAUAUUUUUAAAAUGAAAUGCAGUAGAAUGAGAAGCUUGGCUUAAUAAUUCACUGCAGGUUACCGUCUGUGGUUUCAUGGCUGGGCAGUUUGACAAUUUUAUAUGUCAGUAACACAAUGUUUGUGAUCUGUUCAAUAUUAUAAGGUGUGCAUA